AUGGCCGACUUGCAAGCUGUACUUGGCUCAAUGUCUCUGCAACCGAAUGUCCAUCUGCCUGAAAAUCCACCUCUGACACCUGGUCCCAUGGAGGAGUCUUCAUCCCGGGAGACUCUUGUACCAUGGCACAAAAUGCCUCCAAACCUUAUGCUUGCCUUACGUGAAAAGAAGAGACCAAUACCUAAAGAGAGACGAGAGAUGAUCCGUAUAGUUAUUGACGAUGUACUAGCUAAAGAACGUAGAAGACCUGGAAGAGGAAAGCUGCGUGAGAUUGCCAAGAAGAUAGUACAACAAUAUCCCUCCUCUUUCCAAGACAGAGAGAUGAAUGGAACCACGGUAAUUGGAACUGGGUAUGAUUCAGUGUUCAUACAGCUUGAAAACAGACUUGAGAACAUUAGUAGGCCAUGUACCUUCAACUCGAGGCCAGCAGCAGAAAGGCUAGAUGAGAUAAGAAAGAAGUCCAGCCACUCGGAUCGAUAUGGAUGUGUGGAGUGGCAGCCUGCUGUUGAGAACACUCCUGAACUAGAGUCUAAAAAAGAUGACUUGAAGAACGAUUUCAAGACCCGCCAGCUGGAGGAAUCAGUUGUUCGCAAAUUGAUGACUGACACAUACUCCAUCCAACGAACUGCAAUCAACAAUGGAAGCACUGUGAAAACUCUAAUGGAGGAGUGGCCCUUCCUUUUUGAAGCUGCAUGCAUGUUUGACCACACACACACACUUCUUGGCUUGGAAGUCCAAACAAAGCUGGCAGAGGAGGUGUCCAGAAAGGGAAAGGGCAUCAAAGACUUUCUACAGUCCAGGGGGAUAAAGAUGGCACCCAGUAACGAUCUAGUACAGCUGAUCUCUGGGAUCGCAAAAUUCUUCAGAGAAAAGCCUGAACAACUCUUCCACCCAAGUGAGGAAUCUGCUGCUGCCGCACUACCACUGCAAAGCACACCUUGCAUCCUUACCAUGGGUGAUCAUCAUUACAAAAUCGCCGUGGACCAAGAAGUCGUAAACAACCACAUCAGCUCCAUGAUUGUAGCUCUGAGCUACACUUUUGCUGCAUUUUAUGUUUUUAACAUAAAGUACCCAAAAGACAUGGCUCUCACGCUGGAGUUCAUUCAAAGAGUUUUCCUGGGAAUAAAUCCAGAACGAGGGUCAAAGGCUGAGAAGAAGGGAAAGAAACACCCUCACUUGCCCCCAAGACUUCUGAAGUUCUUGUGUGAACUGAACAGUUUUGAAAACCCCCGGAUGGAAAUGUGAACAUUUGCAUGCAUGUGCACGC
Molecule: messenger RNA, 1267 nt
Organism: Neoarius graeffei (lesser salmon catfish)
Lineage: Eukaryota; Metazoa; Chordata; Actinopteri; Siluriformes; Ariidae
Exons: 5
Coding region: 1-1245 (414 amino acids)
Source: RefSeq, a predicted model, not a curated record